AUGCAAGUAGAUAGCAUCGGUCGACAGUUACGCUUGCAAACACGUCAAGAUUCACAAUUAAUAUUGUUAUCUAUUCAUGCACAAGAAAUUCGAGCAUUAAUUGAUAAAAUGAUGUCAAUUAAUGGUGGAAAAGUGCGAACAUAUGUAUGUGCCAUAGCAGAUUAUAUUACAAAUGAACCCAAUUUACUUAGUUUUUCCAAAGGUGAUAUUAUACAAAUCAUAAAUCGAAACGAUGGAACAUUGCCAAUUGAGCAAAACAAUGAACAAUGGUUGUAUGGUAGAAUUGGUAACCAUUUCGGUAAUUUACCAGCGAAUUAUGUUGAACCACUGGAUUCUUUUGGCCAAGUAACUAACUAA
Molecule: messenger RNA, 357 nt
Organism: Acanthocheilonema viteae
Lineage: Eukaryota; Metazoa; Nematoda; Chromadorea; Rhabditida; Onchocercidae
Source: the annotation of a GenBank genome assembly